ACAGCCCAUAGAUUCACCAAGCCAAUUCUUGUCUGUAAUUGCCCUAGCGUAACGAUUUCUUAGAAUAAUGUCUGCCGAACUGGAAGAAAUGCAUAAUCCAUCGCUGGAGGUUAUUGAUGAAGACGAUGACCAGCCGUCGCUUAGCCUGCAUACGCUUGAAGCUCUGAAAGAGUUCCUUUGCGAGCAGAGCUCGGGAGCCGGUGAAAGCUUGGGGGACGUGAGGCUGGUAGCGGAGGACUGGAGGCUAAGCCAGUUCUGGUACGAUCGAGACACUGCAGAGACGAUUGCAGAGGAGAUAAGAAGCCUAUCUUCGUCCAGCCAUUCUCCGGUUGCCUGCAUUGCUUGCCCUACAAUUUAUGCAUAUCUCAAAAAAAUUGAUCCCAAUAUUUCAGUACAAUUACUAGAGUAUGACAGGCGAUUUGAACAAUAUGGUAGUGAUUAUAUAUUCUAUGACUACAACCUUCCUGAAGAAUUGCCGUUAGAAUUGGGACGAGCCUACAAAAUUAUUGUUGCGGACCCUCCUUACUUGAGCAAAGAGUGCUUGGAGAAAGUAGUGCAAACAAUUUCCUAUUUGGCUCAGAGAGAGGAGUAUUAUUUGUUGCUUCUCACAGGAGAGGUGCAGAAGGAGAGUGCGGCCAAGUUGUUGAAGGCAUAUUCUUGUGGUUUCCGGCCUCAACACUCUAACAAGCUUGGGAAUGAGUUCAGACUCUUCACAAAUUAUGACCCAGGAGAGAGACUUGGUGGUUGGGAGUGACAAAGGCAAUUAUAAAUUCAGGCAGGUCUUUAGUUUAAUGUCGCUAUUUACCUUUUUUUAUAUUUCUUGUAGUAGAAAAUUUUCAUUAGAAAUCAAAUUUUUAUUUAUUUUCCAUUUCUCAAUAUUCACUCAUACAUAGAUGCUACAUCAAUUAGAUAUCA
This is a messenger RNA of Phalaenopsis equestris, 915 nucleotides long. Its product is annotated as protein-lysine N-methyltransferase n6amt2. NCBI's taxonomy places the organism in Eukaryota, Viridiplantae, Streptophyta, Magnoliopsida, Asparagales, Orchidaceae. Bases 68 to 754 code for a protein of 228 amino acids. The record is from RefSeq and is a predicted model, not a curated record. Gene Ontology annotation, biological process: methylation. The transcript is spliced from 4 exons. Gene Ontology annotation, molecular function: nucleic acid binding; protein-lysine N-methyltransferase activity.